AUGGCCCAUGGGAUCACGUUCCGCGGCGAAACCUUCGCCGUGCCGGAGACCCACGACAUGGUGAAGACGCUCUUUAAUCCGUCCGUCCGCAAAUCCGUGUGUGAGGUGUUGAUCUUGCUAGUGCUAGCUUCAAACGGAGCCGUUUUCUUGGUGGCGUCUACAGACGGCCAGAUCAAGGCGUUUAUUGCCUUGUACGUUUUCUGGCGUUUUUGCUACAAUUUCGGAAUUGGGUACUUGCUCAACCAGCAGCUGAACCGGUUCCGCUUGGUCGAGUGGGCGAGAAAGUACAAGGUGUUUGAGAAGGAAAACACCUCCUCCUUGGCCAAUUUCGUGCAAUUGGAGGUCAGGUCCCAGAUGGGCGCCGACUACAGCAUCUCCGGCCACCCGGUCGACUUCAACACCUGGUUGAUUUUCAGAAAAGUCGUGGACUUGAUCUUGAUGCUGGACUUUACCACGUUUGUGUGUCUUGUGGUGGCAUGCUGCUGCAAGGACGAUUACCAGUUUUUGCACGGCCAGCCUGUGUGGGCUGUGACGGCCAGAAUUGUCGUUGGAGUGCUGUUGAUCUUGUUCAACCUUUGGGUCAAGAUCAAUGCUCAUAACACCAUCAAGGACUACGCCUGGUACUGGGGUGAUUUCUUCUUUAGACAGAUCAACAACGAGGAUUUGAUUUUCGACGGCGUUUUCGAGAUGUUCCCCCACCCCAUGUACUCCGUCGGUUACAUUGGAUACUACGGUUUUGCGCUUAUUGCAAAGUCCUACACCGUUCUUGUGAUUGCCUUGUUUGGCCACUUUUUGCAGAUGAUCUACGGGCCCUCAGCCAACGAAAACUCCUUGCUGCAGUUGAUCUCUUACAAGGAUUUGGCCAACUUCGAUAACACCAAGCCAUUGGUGGGUUUGGCGAAUUUCAACGUCCUUAGAGCCAGUGACGUGAUCAACUUGAUCAAUUGUCUCACUUACCUGGCGUUUAUUCCCAUUUUGGCUUCGCUUUCUGCGUCUAACGUCUCAGCAGUUGCUAGAAUUUUGUUCUACUUGACCGUCACAAUCAAGGUUCUCGAAUCCGUCUCCAUCAACGUUGUUCUUGUGCUCCAGAGCGAGUUCAAAACCUUCACCAAGUGGUACCUUUCCAAUAACGUUCCCGUCGAAAAGUCCCUCAACAACUUUGCCAUUCUUUACAACUCCAUGAUCAACUUGACCUACGCUUCCUUCAUUGGCAUGAACUUGUUCAAGGUGCUCACCUGGUGCGAGUUCCACGACUUCUUCUUCAGUGACUACCUCUAUUUGCGUGUUUUCAUGGGCUUGUUGCUUGUGGUGACGCAAGUCUGGAUCAACACUUCCAUCAUUGAUCUGAUUGGCUACUUUGGCUGGUUCUACGGUGACUUUUUCAUUCCAAAAUCAUCCUUCAUGCCUCAGAGAACCCACUUGACUAAGGCUGGUGUCUACCGCUACCUCAAUAACCCUGAACAGGUGUUUGGAGUCUGUGGAGUAAUGGGAGCUACGUUGAUGUUGCCUACUUUCGACAACCUCGUGAUCUGCUUGAUCUGGGUGGUGAACAACUUUGUCAGAAUCAACUUCAUUGAGAAGAACCACAUGAUCAAGGUUUACGGUGAAGAUGAGGUGCUCAAGGAUAGCGGAGUGACGAAAACGGUCAAGAAGCACUUGUUGCCAGAAAGCAUUGAAAAGAAGCUCAGCCGUUCUGAUUCCCAGAGACGUAACUCCGGUCCUACCUCGAUUGUUUCUUCCUUUGACGCCUUCUUGAAGGAAUUAAGGUUUUCAACCAAAUUGUUCUCGAAGCAGAAUAUCGCCGACUUGUCCCAGAACAAAUACUUUGCCAACAGCGACUACCACUUGGACGUUGAGGGACUCACAGCCACGGAUUCCAUUCCUUACAAAUACGUCGGACAGCCUAUCAAAGUGGCCUUUUCUGCCCCAACAGACCACUCUUCUCAAGACUGGGUCGGUUUGUACAAAAUUACCCACACUUCCUACUCCCGUUACAGAACAUUGAUCUCGUCCAAUUCUCGCUGGUCGUGGACCGGUGCUGAAAACAGCGGAACCAUUGAGUUUGCUAGAGAAAAGUUGUUCUGGGAGGAAGGCCUUUAUGAGUUCAGAUACCAUCUUGACGGAAGACACGAUGUUGGAUUCAUCACGUCGCCUUUUGAAAUCAAGGUUCCAGAAAUCGAGGUUCCCAGAAACCCAGCCGAAACUACAGAACUCGCCCACGAGCUCAACUCUACAAUCUUUACACCCAUGUUGGCGUCUGCUCCAGAUAUCAACACGCCGAUUUACCAAUCACUCACGGAAAACGACGACAUUGUGGCCAUCUACACUCGUGCUGCUCAGCUUAUUGCCAAGAGCACGGGAGUGAAGGUCAGCAAGCGUUUUUUGAUUUACAACGACAACGAAAGCGGCAACAAAUUCACUAUUUAUGACUUGGCUUCCAAAUUGGUGUCCAUCCACAAUGCCUUGUCUGAGUUGCUGGCAGACGACCAGGAUUUACAGGAUAAGAAAACUCAGUAG
Candidozyma duobushaemuli is the source of this 2517-nucleotide messenger RNA. RefSeq names its product phosphatidylethanolamine N-methyltransferase (gene CHO2). The record is from RefSeq and is a predicted model, not a curated record. NCBI's taxonomy places the organism in Eukaryota, Fungi, Ascomycota, Pichiomycetes, Serinales, Metschnikowiaceae. The transcript is spliced from 2 exons. Gene Ontology annotation, molecular function: phosphatidylethanolamine N-methyltransferase activity; oxidoreductase activity, acting on the CH-CH group of donors. Gene Ontology annotation, biological process: phosphatidylcholine biosynthetic process. The coding region runs from base 1 to 2517 and encodes 838 amino acids.